This is a messenger RNA of Vigna unguiculata (cowpea), 816 nucleotides long. The record is from RefSeq and is a predicted model, not a curated record. Lineage: Eukaryota; Viridiplantae; Streptophyta; Magnoliopsida; Fabales; Fabaceae.
AUGGAUCCUUGGGAGGCUCUUGCUGUUGAUGAUGUUGUUUUGAAAGAAUUUUUGGAACGAUGUAAUGGUAACACUACUUUCAUCCCUGGCCCUGCUGGACAUGCCCAAGCUGUUUUGCUUAACAGAGACUUAAAUGAAACCCAUAAUACACAAGAAUUUUUGAACAACAUGGUUGUUGCUAGUCGUGCACGAGAUUUCUAUACCAAUGCAUGGACAUGGGCAGAAAAAUUCAUCAAACACCACGGUUUAGUUGACGACGGGGACAUUAAAAAUAUAACUCCACUAUCAAACAGGAAAUCAAUGAAUCGAAUGCGUUUUGUUGCUUGUGUUGUCAAAGAGUGCAAACCGAACGGCCUGGGGGACUUGCUCAUCACUAUUAAGGACCCUACUGAUACAGCCAAGGCAAGCCUACACAAUAAAGUUCUAUCAAAUUGUGAGUUUGGUAGUGACAUUGGUGUUGGCUCUGUAUUACUGUUGAAAGAAGUUGCUAUAUUUAGACCUUUUGGGUACCUCAACAUCACACUUAGGAACAUUGUCAAGGUUUUCAAGUAUGACAUCACUCAUCCCACUGAAGAAGAAGUUCAAACUUCUAUGCCUGUGGUGCGACUUAACUAUGUUGUGAAACAAAAUGUGGAAACUGAUGCCCAGCCUAGUAAAAAUUCCAGUCCAAACGCAAAUGUCAACACAAAUUUCGGACCCAAUUUGCAUCCCAACAUGGAGCCUACUAACACGGCUAAUGUGGAGGACAUACUGCAGAUGAUGGUUCCUCCAUCCACAAAUAUUCCAUGUGUUGAGGUUGGGGAGAUAAAUUGCUAA